AUGGGUGGCCGUGGUCGCGCGAGCUUGCGCCGUCCGGUGGCGAUCUGACACGCGGUACGAGCGGCGGCCGGCAUACGUGUCCAGCGGCGACGGGCCCGCGGCCCCGGGCUAGGUACAAAGGUGCCGUAUUUCUCCCCUGCUCUCCUCGCCACGGUUUCACAGCCGCCCCGAAACCACCAGAGCUCCCACAGCAGAUCACUCGCCCGCCUCUCCUCUCCUUCCUCCCAACCGUCGCUGUAACAAAUCCCACUCCGUUCCUUCCUUCACACUACCUAGAAGCUUUGGCAGUUGAGUUAGGUGCCCACCACAGGGGUGCUCUGGUGGGAUCAUCUGGUGUGUUUGUUGGUAGCUAGCUAGCUAGGGGAAGAAGAUCUGAUGAGGUCCAUGGGCAGCUUCCGACUCAUCUUCCGGCUCGGCGCAAAAAGCAACGCGGUAUCACCAUCAGCAUCAGCCGCCGCCUCCGCAGCGGGGCUCGGCGCCGGAGCUCCCGCCGGGCUUCCGGUUCCACCCGACGGACGAGGAGCUGGUGGUGCACUACCUCAAGAAGAAGGCCGACAAGGCGCCGCUCCCCGUCAACAUCAUCGCCGAGGUGGAUCUCUACAAGUUCGACCCAUGGGAGCUCCCCGAUGGUUUAUGUAUGUGAUCCUGUCGUGCUUGUUCAUGCGCUCGGGAUCCGGAUCCAUCAGAGAAGGCGACCAUCGGGGAGCAGGAGUGGUACUUCUUCAGCCCGCGCGACCGCAAGUACCCCAACGGCGCGCGGCCGAACCGGGCGGCGACGUCGGGGUACUGGAAGGCCACCGGCACGGACAAGCCUAUCCUGGCCUCGGGGACGGGGUGCGGCCUGGUCCGGGAGAAGCUCGGCGUCAAGAAGGCGCUCGUGUUCUACCGCGGGAAGCCGCCCAAGGGCCUCAAAACCAACUGGAUCAUGCACGAGUACCGCCUCACCGACGCAUCUGGCUCCACCACCGCCACCAACCGACCGCCGCCGGUGACCGGCGGGAGCAGGGCUGCUGCCUCUCUCAGGUUGGACGACUGGGUGCUGUGCCGCAUCUACAAGAAGAUCAACAAGGCCGCGGCCGGCGAUCAGCAGAGGAACACGGAGUGCGAGGACUCCGUGGAGGACGCGGUCACCGCGUACCCGCUCUAUGCCACGGCGGGCAUGACCGGUGCAGGUGCGCAUGGCAGCAACUACGCUUCACCUUCACUGCUCCAUCAUCAGGACAGCCAUUUCCUGGACGGCCUGUUCACAGCAGACGACGCCGGCCUCUCGGCGGGCGCCACCUCGCUGAGCCACCUAGCAGCGGCGGCGAGGGCAAGCCCGGCUCCGACCAAACAGUUUCUCGCCCCGUCGUCUUCGACCCCGUUCAACUGGCUCGAUGCGUCACCAGUCGGCAUCCUCCCACAGGCAAGGAAUUUUCCUGGGUUUAACAGGAGCAGAAACGUCGGCAAUAUGUCGCUGUCAUCGACGGCCGACAUGGCUGGCGCAGUGGACAACGGUGGAGGCAAUGCGGUGAACGCCAUGUCUACCUAUCUUCCCGUGCAAGACGGGACGUACCAUCAGCAGCAUGUCAUCCUCGGCGCUCCGCUGGUGCCAGAAGCCGCCGCCGCCACCUCUGGAUUCCAGCAUCCCGUUCAAAUAUCCGGCGUGAACUGGAAUCCCUGAUCAAAUGAUAUGAACACCACAUACGGGCAUGCACGCACGCAUGCAUAACUUUUGCAAGUCCUACAACAUUGCUAGCCAGUAGCUGUUGCAGUUUGUGGUAGUCCCUUUCAGUGAGCACUGAGUAGUUGCAUGCACAUCACCACUGCAUGGAUAUAUAUGGCUGCAUUGCACCAUGGGCACGUACUUGUGCGAACUUGCUAGCCAUAUAUAUAGUAGUACAAUAGCUAGGAGUAUUUUCGAAGUACAAAAAAAUCAUAACAUAGUACUCCAUAUAUAUUGUAAUAAAUAUAUUUUUUAGAUAUAUAUGAGUAUGAUAAUAGCUUCAUAUGCAUAUACUAUAUUGUAGUGCAUAUAGUAAAUAUAUAUGCAGUUGAUUACAAACCCCAGUCAGAUACAAUUUUUGGCCGGGUCUAGCUACUUAUCAUGUAUAAAUAGGGGUGUAUGUAAAUGAGCAACGCAUGGUAACUGCAUGCACGCGUAUCAUUGAUCUAUAUGGACGUACAUUGUAUAACUUUUUUUUUCAUGAAUAAGAUUUGCGAACUAGUAUGUCGCAGUGGUUUA
Triticum aestivum (bread wheat) is the source of this 2224-nucleotide messenger RNA. RefSeq names its product NAC transcription factor NAM-B1. Lineage: Eukaryota; Viridiplantae; Streptophyta; Magnoliopsida; Poales; Poaceae. Gene Ontology annotation, biological process: regulation of DNA-templated transcription. Gene Ontology annotation, molecular function: DNA binding. The record is from RefSeq and is a predicted model, not a curated record. The coding region runs from base 926 to 1663 and encodes 245 amino acids. The transcript has 3 exons.